AUGGCUUUGUCCGAUUUCUUCACCCAGGAUAGUGGUGCUGGAGGAUCUUGGGCGGAUGAUAUGGACUUCCCUUCUGCCCCUGCCGCUCGUGAGAACACCGGUCCCAAGAAAGGUGAUCCCGGUUAUCUCGAUUCAAUGCCUGACCGAGCAGCCAGAUCAUCUUCCAACUUCCCCGGUGCACCUCCUCAAAGAGAAGAAUUACCCCUCCCUACAGUCCCUCCUUUCACUGCUUUCGUAGGAAACUUAUCGUACGAACCCGAUCUCGAAGAAGCCGUCAGGGAUUUCUUUACCGAUCUCUCCCCUUCAAGCGUAAGGAUAUUGAAAGAUAGAGAUGGAAAGCCUAAAGGAUACGGAUAUGUUGAAUUUCCAAGUCAAGAUAAUCUGAAGGAGGCUUUGGGAAGAACAGGUGCUCAGUUACAGGGUAGAUCUAUAAGAGUUAGCGUAGCGGAGGCUCCUACCAACCGAAGGGAUGCUCCUCCACCAUCGGCAGCGGAAGAAUCCAAUCAAUGGAGAAGAGCCACUCCCUUACCUGCUCGAACCGACGCGCCUACACCCGCUAGACGAACUUCCUCAUUCUCCCCUGCUGAACCUGGACCGGACAGAGAUUGGUCAGCUGCCAGAGGAGCCCGAUUCACCCCUGCUCCUCCUGCUCCCUCAAACGAAUUCAGAAGAGAUAGUUCGGGUGCUGGAAGAGUCAGAGAACCACCUGUUCCCACCGCCGCGGACGAAGUUGAUCAAUGGAGAAGUAGCAAACCUUUAGUAGAAGCUAAAGUGGGUUCAAGGGAUUUACCUCCUCAUCAACGAGGUGGUCCAGCGUCGGGUCAAAGUAGUCCCGGAUUGGCUGAUACCGAGAACACAUGGUCUCGAGGAACUAAGUUAAGGACUCCCGCUGCUGAGGUACCACCUGCUCGAUCAUCUACGCAAUCACCUAACGAAGAGAAAGAUUGGAGAUCACCUAGAGCUACUCCUGCUGCUAGUCAGCCAGGAAGCGUUGACGGUGAAAGCCCUCGUCAACCACAUGCCCCUCUUGAAAGGAGAAGACUUCAACUUGCUCCUCGAUCAGUUCCCGCUACUCCCUCUACUGCCUCUGUCGAAUCCAACUCCCCAUCAGGCAAAUCAUCGAUUUUCGGAUCUGCCAAACCUGUUGAUUCUGCUGCCAGGGAGGCUAUAGCAGAUGCGAAGCUCGCUCAAAAGGAGGAAGAGAGGAAGAAGGCUAGGGAAGCUGAAAUCGCUAAGAAGAAGGAAGAGGAUGAGAAAGCUAAAGCUUUCGCUGAAGAAAGGCUAAAUUCCAUCAAGGCUGCUCAAGAAAAAGCUCAAGCUCAAGUGGGUGGAGGGAAACCCCAAGGUCAACAGCAACAACAACAAAGAUAUUCAGCUAGAGAAAGAGAGAAUUCAGGUAAUAAGAAACCUUCGCAUCCCCAUCCCAACAGGAAAGGAUCUACCGAACCUAAAAAGGAUAAUGAUGGAUUUGAAGCUGUGACUUCCCGAAAAGGAUCUGCCAACGCUCCCACCGCAAUCUCUGCAACUCAAGCUCCAAAGAGAGACGCUACCACAAGGCCGGCGUUCUCGUUCGCCGCUGCUGCUAGAGCUGAAGGUAGUUUCGUAGAGGGUUCGGACGAUGUGGAGGAAGCUGCCAAAGGUGUUGAGGAAGUGAAGAUCUAG
Molecule: messenger RNA, 1662 nt
Organism: Kwoniella botswanensis
Lineage: Eukaryota; Fungi; Basidiomycota; Tremellomycetes; Tremellales; Cryptococcaceae
Exons: 7
Coding region: 1-1662 (553 amino acids)
Cellular component (GO): cytoplasm
Molecular function (GO): poly(A) binding
Source: RefSeq, a predicted model, not a curated record